This is a messenger RNA of Pleurotus ostreatus (oyster mushroom), 1035 nucleotides long. RefSeq lists its product as uncharacterized. The transcript is spliced from 21 exons. The record is from RefSeq and is a predicted model, not a curated record. Lineage: Eukaryota; Fungi; Basidiomycota; Agaricomycetes; Agaricales; Pleurotaceae. The coding region runs from base 1 to 1035 and encodes 344 amino acids.
AUGUCUGGCCUCCCGGAUCGCCCAACGCCAAUGCCUCAAAGCAUGUACGAGGAAAUCUAUGGUGCUUCCCUUGUCUCAUGUCAGGUCAUGUUGGCGCUGUAUGGAAUCGCUAGUCUUCAGGCAAGUCCGGAUUUCCGCUGCUAUCCCAAAGAUUCCCUCCGAAUGAAAACACUGGUUGGCUCUAUUUGGGUUCUCGCUACCCUCCAUGCAAUCUUCCUUUCUCAUACGGUCUGGCAUUAUUCGGUCAAAAGCUACACUCGUCCAGAAAUCCUGCCCGAUGGCGAAUGGUCGGUUUAUGCUGGGGUUACAGUCGGGAUCUUCAUUUGCUUCGUCCUUCAAAUAUUCUUUGUUCGAAUGAUCUACUUGAUGACGAAACGUUGGCGGAAACUACUAACCGGCACUAUGAUACUCCUUCUCGCCGCGCAAACGGGAUUCGGUGUUUAUUUCGCUUACAGCUUGUUCCACUUGUGGGACCUACUUCGUCUCCACGAAGCUGUUUUCACUGCAAUGGUCCCGUAUUACAUCCUCAGGGUUGUGCUAGAUGCAACGGUCUCAGCAACCCUGUGCAUCAUCCUGUAUGACGCCCGUGGCUUUACCAAGUCGAUGAAACUGAUCAAAACACUGCUGGUAUAUUCGAUGAAUCGGUUCCUUCUCACGACCAUCGUCGUCAUUGCCCAAACAAUCAUCCUCAUUGCGAAGCCCGAAAGUAUAUGGGCAAUGGUCAUAGAGUUCAUCAGCGCCCAGCUAUAUGUCAACAGCUUCCUAGCUAUGCUCAACUCUCGAAAUCGGCUUCGCAACAUCGGUGGUCAAGAGUCCGUCUACGUCUACUCUAAUAGUCGACAAGGCGUCAGCGCAGUCAGCGUCCCGCGGUUCAAGCGCGAAAGUUAUGGAGAGACUCAACGAGGCGAAGAAGACAAGUACCCUGCUUCAGAUGCAAUUAGUGGCAUCAGAGUCGGCACAGAAACCGUCGCUCUCUCCGACUUUAGCUUAGAAGCCAAAGCGGAGGCGAAUCGUGCGGCUCUUGAGCGUGCGUAG